AUGGCGAGGAAGUGGGAAAAACCAGCCGCUUCAGGCUGGAAAAAAAUUUCGCAACUGGGGGUAAAUGCGGAGGUGAAUUCAUCAUUGGCAACAGAGAAGGGGCAUUUUGUCAUCUACACGACCGAUGGAGGGCGUUUCACUAUUCCUUUGCAGUGUCUCCGUAGCAACAUCUUCCAAGAGCUCUUCAAGAUGUCUGAAGAAGAGUUUGGUUUAUCGGGGAACGGUCCUCUAACUGUGCCCCGUGAUGCAGCUUCCAUGGAGUACAUAGUAUCGCUUGUGCGAAGAUGCAUAGCCAAAGAAAUAGAAAAUGCAUUGCUUAACUCUAUUGCAUUCACUCCAUGCUCAUUGGCCACAGCUGUUCAUACCAAAUGUGUGGAUCAGCAAGUUCUUGGUCAUUGA
Molecule: messenger RNA, 399 nt
Organism: Syzygium oleosum
Lineage: Eukaryota; Viridiplantae; Streptophyta; Magnoliopsida; Myrtales; Myrtaceae
Product: auxin-responsive protein SAUR68-like
Exons: 1
Coding region: 1-399 (132 amino acids)
Biological process (GO): response to auxin
Source: RefSeq, a predicted model, not a curated record